AUGGUGCGGCUACUAUACGACUUCGCAAAGGGCGCGGCAGCCCAGAAGAGCAGGGACACAACGCAGCUAAUCAUAAUACGGUGCCACUCUACAACGUUCCUCGUCCACCGCGACAUCAUCGUCGAGUGUUCGUCGUACUUUCAAGGCUGCAUAAUGGGAUUCUACAGGGAGGGCUUCGACAGGUCUGUAGACUUUAGCGACGACGACGACGUCCGGCCUGAGUGCGUAUAUGCCUACUUGUCCUUCGUCCACCACUGGUAUUUUGCCGCAUGGGCUAACGGGAAGCCAAGCGGGCAGGGCCUGAUGUCUAUCGCCUCGCGCAUGACACUGUCCUCGGUAGCGGAGGCAAUCAUUCUGUCUGACAGGCUGCUUAAUCGGGCGAUGCUCAUCCUGCUCAAGGAGGUCUUUAUUGGGCUCCUCCAGGCAAGGCAGACGGCUUGGCUGGACGCCCAAAGCCACGAACAGGAUUUGGGGCGACGCUGA
Colletotrichum aenigma is the source of this 483-nucleotide messenger RNA. RefSeq lists its product as uncharacterized. The record is from RefSeq and is a predicted model, not a curated record. The transcript has 2 exons. The coding region runs from base 1 to 483 and encodes 160 amino acids. NCBI's taxonomy places the organism in Eukaryota, Fungi, Ascomycota, Sordariomycetes, Glomerellales, Glomerellaceae.